UGAUUUUUCCGCGUCUGCUCGCUCUGAUAAUAAGAUUUGCUUUGAAGGUAUAUUUCCUACCAACGAAUCUUGUAGUUAUGGUUCACUACGUGUACACAAUACAUAGAAACACAUGUGGUACUCAUUUCUGUCGAAUUGGGAGAGCUCGCUCUGUUACCCGGUACUCAAACAAAUGUGGGAUGAUUAAAAAUAGUUUAUAAACAAAAUCCUUUUGAUCUUUUGUUGUGUAUAUGCUCAUGCUUAUGCAGGAGUUCAGUCGGGUUGUUGAGGUAACAACGAGAGGUAUACCCUUGCCAAUUUGCAGUUAACUUUCGUGGUUGAAUUUCCCCUUAUGUGUGGUACUGAAUAGUUGAUUUCGUUAGCAAUCUUCAAUCAAACAAAUGUCAACCUUCGAGGUAACAUCAGAGCUGUAUUCAGAAUCUGAUUUUGCUACAAUAAAUACGCCUAAUGGAAACAGUGUAUCCCGAUUCGCAUUCGUGCUACCCGCUGAGCAAAACUCGAAAAGUGGGAAAUGCCUAAAUGGUAAAAAUCGUGAACCUGAUCCAGAUUGUAACAAUGAAGAACGAGCACAAUAUAUAGAUCCCAUUACUCACAACAUUGAAUGUGAACACAAGUCAGAGAAUGAUCAGUCAGAAUGUUUGAAAUGUGUACCAUUCAAAAGGAAAGAAAGUUUACCGCAAAUGGAUAAAGAUGGAGAUUUGGUGGUGGAAAGAAAGCAGAAAGAUGUAAUCGAAAUCGAACACCACAAAUCAACAAAACUUGACCUCGUCGGUCUGCAGAUCUGGCGGGGCGCGUUACUACUGGCCGAUUAUAUCAUUUAUAACGAGAAGAAAUUUAAAAAUAGAAAAAUACUAGAGUUGGGAUCCGGUGUUGGCUUGACAAGCGUCGUGUCAAGCUUUUUUGCACGAGAAGUCAUAUGCACAGAUAUAAAUGUGGGUGGUCUAUUAGACUUGAUUCAAUCGAAUGUCAACAGAAAUUCCCAUUUAAAAAAUCCCGACUGCAAUGUAACAGUUACAGAACUUGAUUUCAAAGUUCGAUAUGAAGACUAUCCUAGUGAAUUAAAGUCAACUUUGCAAGACGUAGAGUAUGUGAUAGCCGCAGAUGUUAUCUACGACGACGAUAUAACGGAAGCUUUCGUCCUCACUCUUGAGAGUUUACUGUUGGAACUGCCCAAGCUGAAGGCAGUUUACAUAGCUCUAGAAAAACGUUAUGUGUUCACUGUUGAAGACAUGGACUCGGUGGCACCAUGCUAUGAGCAUUUCUUAAGAGUUUUCCAUAGAAGAAACAAUCGAUUUGGGAUAACCCGAUGGAAGCUCAUGCAAGUUCCACUUACUUUUCCACGUUAUUUCAUUUAUGAAAAAGUAAAAGAGCUUGUGUUAUUAAAAAUAUCCAAUUAAACCAUGUUCAUUGCCAAAUAUAUUAUAA
Toxorhynchites rutilus septentrionalis is the source of this 1425-nucleotide messenger RNA. Its product is annotated as methyltransferase-like protein 22. Gene Ontology annotation, biological process: protein methylation. The coding region runs from base 381 to 1397 and encodes 338 amino acids. Gene Ontology annotation, cellular component: nucleus. The transcript is spliced from 5 exons. Gene Ontology annotation, molecular function: protein methyltransferase activity. Lineage: Eukaryota; Metazoa; Arthropoda; Insecta; Diptera; Culicidae. The record is from RefSeq and is a predicted model, not a curated record.